UAUCAAUUUUGACGGUGAAGAUAUACAGCAUCAUUUCUUAUCAGUUUCAAUUGCUGUGUCUCAGAACCCACUUACAAGGGAUCACAUCGAUCAAGAAAUUGAUGAUGGUUGAACUCGAAGGAUCACUCAGCUUCAAGAGCCACGAGUUGGGGAACAUUUUCUAUUUUAGAUCUCCAAAAAUAGAUAUAAAUAAUAGCAUCCUUGAUGAACCAGCAAGCAAAAAGGACACAGAUGCCUUUAAUCACUUGUCAAGAUCAAACAGCAACUCAUCCGAAAGUAACUUGCAUCAGCCAGAGAUUGAUAGAGACCAAGCUGCAUUAAAGUUGCAAAGAGUUUACAAGAGUUUCCGAACAAGGAGGCAGCUGGCAGAUUGUGCUGUUCUCAUUGAGCAGAGAUGGUGGAAGGUGUUGGAUUUUGCCGAGCUGAAGCGGAGUUCUAUAUCAUUUUUUGACGUUGAUGGAACAAAAACCGCCCUUUCACCUUGGUCGAGAGCAAGAAAGAGAGCUGCAAAGGGCGGGAAGGGUCUAUCCAAGGAUGAGAAGGCUUGUAAGCUUGCUUUACAGCAUUGGCUAGAGGCAAUUGAUCCUCGACAUCGCUAUGGUCACAAUCUUCAACUUUAUUAUCUUAGAUGGCUUAAUUGUGAUAGCAAUCAACCUUUCUUCUAUUGGCUUGACAUUGGCGAAGGCAGGGAGGUGAGUCAUGAGAGAUGCCCAAGAUCAAAACUUCAACAGCAAAGCAUCAAGUAUCUUGGUCCAGUGGAAAGAGAGGCUUAUGAAGUGAUAAUCAAGAAUGGGAAGCUAAACUACAAGCAGAGCGGGAAAUAUGUUGAAACCACAGGAGAUGAUGCUAAAUGGAUUUUUGUGCUUAGUGUAUCCAAGACUUUGUAUGUUGGACAGAAGAUUAAGGGGAAGUUUCAACAUUCAAGCUUUCUGGCAGGUGGAGCGACACUAUCUGCUGGAAGAUUAGUGGUGGAAGAUAGUGUUCUGAAGGUAGUUUGGCCUCACAGCGGCCAUUAUCGCCCAACUAAAGAAAAUUUCCAAGAAUUCAUGUCAUUCCUCGAGGAGCAUAAUGCCGAUCUUACAGACAUGAAGGUAGAAAAUGCAAAGAUACUUGAUUUAUCGAAGGGUGAUAUAGUGUAUUAGCUAGGAGGGGAAAAAGCAUAAUUACAUACCCGCUCACUCUCGUCAUUUCCAUUGUAA
Molecule: messenger RNA, 1199 nt
Organism: Prosopis cineraria
Lineage: Eukaryota; Viridiplantae; Streptophyta; Magnoliopsida; Fabales; Fabaceae
Product: IQ domain-containing protein IQM6-like
Exons: 7
Coding region: 102-1142 (346 amino acids)
Source: RefSeq, a predicted model, not a curated record